AUGGACUCGAAACUUAUGGGUAAAAAUAUGCCUCUUGAAGAAUAUCUCGCUCUCUUGGACCAACAGAACAAGGCCAAGAAGGCUAAAGAAGCAUCUGAUAAGUCCAAAAUACUCAAGAAAGAGCUAGAAGAGCGUGAGAAAGGGUUUAAUGUGUUCAUCUCUGGAGCUAACCAAGAGAGAGCUGAUGCUGCUAACCGAAAAAUCAAAGCAAAAGAUGCUUCUAAGAGUACUAAAGUUCUCGAUCAACCUCCUCGUCGGAAAUGGGAACCCCAAAGUAGUCAGAGCUCCUUCGGAAAGCCUCCUGAUGACCAAUACAUGAAUCCGUUUGAGCAUCGGUCGAACUCAUUCCUUUCUAGUAAGACAGAUCUAGAUAGCCCUGUCAAGGAUGCUCCUAAAGUUCGUAAAAAGUGGGAUAAAUAAGACCAAAAAUGCUUUUGAUUAUGACAACGAUGAAAAUGAUUUUCUAGAAGACCUUGGGUUCCAUAAAGAUGAUGGGGUUGAAGACAGCAUUUCUAAGUUUUCCUCUCAUGUAGCGUAUAAUAACGACAUGCCGAGGAAAUCCGACUUAUGACGGACAGAUUCGAAUGUGAUUUCUGAAGAAGGAUUAGAUUCCAGCUCGAACAAUGUCAGUGUUAUGCGUCAGACAGAUAGAAUUCCCACUAGAGAAGAUAUUGAAAGCUCAGAUAAUGAAGAGGAGGAUAUGGAGAAGCUAGUCAUGAACGCCAGCAAUGCUGAACUAGAAUUCAUGCGACAGAGUCUCUCUAAUUUUCAAGAACUCAUGGCUCGUGAGACUCAAGAAAUCAAUAAUUUCCGUAAAGAGACCACCCCUCGAAUUGAUGAAAAUGAGCACGAAUCUGAUGAAGAUUAUAAUGACGAUUUUGAACCAGCUGAUGAAGACAGUGAUGAAGAACCCCAGAAAGAUGUCUAUGAAAUAAAGUCAGGCAGUGCAGAUUCUAUAGAGGAGGAGCUCGACAUUGAGAAUGAUGAGGAUGAUACCACCAAUCCUAUUGAUAACACUGUGGAUGAGAUCCAGAGAAAUAAAAUUUCGUCAAUGAAGCCUCCCACAAGCUCUGCCAAAAGAGCCGUAUCUGCUCAAUAUCAGCUUAGAAGCUUGAAGCCAGGCAAACCUAAGACUACCAGGUUUAAUAAUUAUGAAAAGAGUCAGAAAAAUACAGUCAUCAAAGCUCUCAUGGAAGAAAAUGAAAAAUUUGGAAUCGGUGAACCAGAAAAGCGCAUGAAAGCCCAAACAAAAGAGUCAAGACCAUUCUCUACUUUAAUGAGUAGGGAAAAACAACUACUAAAGACGGAGAGGAACCAAGAGGAAGGAAAGUAUGAGGACAUUAAAUUAGAGAUCAAUGAUGAAACCUCGAACACAGAUUUCGAAAGAGAGUCCUUACCUUCAAGCCGUCAUAGAGAUCAAAAACCAACAGGUGGUACUACAUUACUGGAAUCUGAUAGUAAGAAGUUGGAGAUCUUGCACAAGAUAGAGCGUUUGAGUGAAACUCAACGAGCACAGUUAUUCCUAUUGUUAGAGCACUUGGAGAAAGGAAGUCUGUCUAAACUUCCAAGUGUAUAAUCUAGUCAUACCCAUUUAACUAAAUUCCAC
Moneuplotes crassus is the source of this 1606-nucleotide messenger RNA. The record is from the annotation of a GenBank genome assembly. Lineage: Eukaryota; Ciliophora; Spirotrichea; Euplotida; Euplotidae.